Messenger RNA from Saccharomyces eubayanus, 1422 nucleotides. It is a transcript of the gene SEC12, whose product is annotated as Sar family guanine nucleotide exchange factor SEC12. The transcript has a single exon. Gene Ontology annotation, biological process: protein secretion. Gene Ontology annotation, cellular component: endoplasmic reticulum membrane. The coding region runs from base 1 to 1422 and encodes 473 amino acids. Gene Ontology annotation, molecular function: protein binding; guanyl-nucleotide exchange factor activity; GTPase activator activity. NCBI's taxonomy places the organism in Eukaryota, Fungi, Ascomycota, Saccharomycetes, Saccharomycetales, Saccharomycetaceae. The record is from RefSeq and is a predicted model, not a curated record.
AUGAAGUUUGUGACAGCUAGUUAUAACGUCGGGUAUCCUGUUUAUGGUGCCAAGUUCUUGGACAAUGAUACGUUGCUUGUGGCAGGCGGUGGAGGCGAAGGUAACAAUGGGAUAUCGAAUAAACUGACGACUUUGCGAGUGGAUCCCACCAAAGAUAGUAAGAAGAGCCAGUUCCGCGAGUUGAGCGAGUUUGUGUUGGAGGAGAACGGCGAUUCUCCCACAGCAAUUGAUGCCUCGAAGGGUAUACUUUUGUUGGGUUGCAAUGAAAACAGUACAAAUAUUACGGAAGGUAAAGGUAAUAAACACUUGAGGAAGUUCGAAUACAACGGAGUGAACGAUCAAUUGAAGUUUGUUACCAGCGUGGAUUUUGAUAAGUCCACGAACCCAGAUGAUUACACAAAACUGGUUUAUAUUUCGCGAGAAGGUACCGUGGCCGCCAUAGCAUCAUCUAAAGUACCUGCUAUAAUGAGAAUCAUUGACCCAAGCGACUUAACCGAAAAGUUUGAGAUUGAGACUAGGGGGGAAGUGAAAGACUUGCAUUUCUCUUCAGACGGCAAGGUUAUUGCUUAUAUCACCGGUUCUAGUWUAGAAGUGAUAUCGACCGUUACAGGGAGCUGUAUUGCAAGGAAGACAGAUUUCGAUAAGAAUUGGAGUUUGUCGAAGAUAAACUUGAUAGCUGAUGACACGGUAUUAAUCGCAGCUUCGUUGAAAAAGGGUAAAGGUAUCGUGUUGACCAAAAUAAGCAUAAAGUCGGGAAACACCUCUGUAUUGAAAACUAAACAAGUAACAAACAAAUUCAAAGGAAUCACUUCCAUGGAUGUUGACGUGAAGGGUGAAUUAGCGGUAAUGGCAAGCAAUGAUAACUCGGUAGCUCUUGUGAAACUAAGAGACCUGUCAGUCUCUAAAAUAUUCAAGCAAGCUCAUAGUUUUGCCAUUACUGAAGUAGCAAUUUCCCCAGAUUCCACAUAUGUGGCAAGUGUCUCUGCGGCCAAUACUAUCCACGUAAUAAAACUACCGUUCAAUUACGCCAAUUAUACUUCAACUAAAGAAAAAUUUACCAAGUUCUUCACCAACUUCAUCCUUAUCGUAUUGUUUUCCUUUAUUUUACAGUUUUCUUACAAGCACAAUUUGCAUUCCACGCUCUUUAACUAUGCAAAGAGCAACUUCAUACUCAAGAAGGAUACCAUUUCUUCGCCCUACGUUAUCAAUGAAGACCUACAUCAAACUACUUUAUUUGGCAACUACGGUACAAAGACCUCUGUGUCCAUCACGGACUCCAUAAAAGUGCAUGAUAUGCACGCGACGAAUAGUGUAGGUGAAAGUGGAGAUUUCCGUGUUGAAAAUGGGAGUAUUCACACAGAGGCAAUUGAGGUCGGAGCCACUGAGGUAAAUUCAGACGACAAGAAUGAUGCUGAAGCUUAA